This is a messenger RNA of Xyrauchen texanus (razorback sucker), 750 nucleotides long. Its product is annotated as UBA-like domain-containing protein 1. The transcript is spliced from 3 exons. NCBI's taxonomy places the organism in Eukaryota, Metazoa, Chordata, Actinopteri, Cypriniformes, Catostomidae. Gene Ontology annotation, molecular function: protein binding. Bases 129 to 608 code for a protein of 159 amino acids. The record is from RefSeq and is a predicted model, not a curated record.
GCUCCUACAGUAAAUAUUUGUUUGCUCAGCCGGCUGUGAUGGUGGACGACUGAAAGAAAAAAGCGGAGAGACUUCAUCUCAAAAAUCUUGUCCCGGAAAAAACAAUAUUAUUCGUGGCUCGGAAGUAAAUGUCGACGAAUAUGGAUGAACUCAAGCAUCAAGUUAUGAUAAACCAGUUCGUCCUGACAGCUGGAUGUGCCGCAGAGCAGGCGAAACAGCUUUUGCAAGCGGCACACUGGCAAUUUGAGACAGCCCUUAGUGCCUUUUUUCAAGAGACAAAUAUCCCUUACGGCCCCCAUCAUCAAAUGAUGUGUACUCCCGCCAACACACCUGCAACGCCACCAAACUUCCCUGACGCGCUCACCAUGUUCUCGCGACUUAAAGCCUCGGAAAGCUUCAACAGCAGCAGCAGUCCUAGCAUGGCCACCUCGCCCCCUCCACCUCCGGUCAGCUGGGGCAUGACCCCACCCAUGUCCAACCAGCCGAGCUUAUGGACUCAGGGGCCUUCGCCCCAACAGGCCCACCCACCCCCUGGCUGGCCCUCAGCUGUCAACCAGCAAACGGCAACCGAACAGAAGGCUAGUGUCGCCAUGGAGGCCGAGAGAUGAGGGCCCAGACUACAUGGCCUCCUUCCCAACCUCCCUCACGCAGUUGAUGGGAAGAGCAAGAGCAGGGGAGAGAGGGUUAUGGCAGGGUCUGGGGCACUCGUUUUUCUUUCUCACUCACCAAGCAUGGAGGGGGAGAGAGCUA